UCAAAAUUCAAAUUUAGUAACGUACUUUGAAAAUUAAAAGUACCUAAUUCAGUAAAUAUUUUUUUAAAAGCGAUUGAAAUAAUAAAAGCAAUGAAAAGAUGAAUCCCCAAACCGAUAUUACUGAUGAAGAGUUUAUUUCGUUCCUUAAUGGACUUGGUGUAGAUACCUACAAGAAGUCUUUUGAGUGGAUGUUGAAUGAUUCAGAUUUCUCUGGUGUUUUGCGUUGGAUUUAUCAAAGUAUAGACGAGAACAAUGCUUUAAGUGCUAGGGAAGAGUAUAGGUAUGCGGAAAUAGAGAAAAAAGGAAAAGUGCUAUCACAAGAAGCUUUGGAAGAUAAUAUAGCGGCCCUGAAGCAAGAAUACCCUGGUAUUUGUUUACCUGGUGACAAAAAAUACAUUGAGGAUGUGAAAUUUAAUAUCAAAUCUCAAAAUGCAAAGUUGUGUAUGUUAAAAAAACAUGAAGACUCACUGAAGGACCUAAUAAAACAAAAUGAGCUAGUAAAUAAAGAACUGAACAUUGAAGUCACCAAACUCAAUGCCGCACUACAACAAAGCAAUGAAGAGCAGAGUUCUGCCAAAGACGAGUGUGUGAUGUUAGCAGAAGACGUAGAAACAAUGACUAAUGAUAUCACAAAUGAAGUAGCCGGAAUUCUCAGUAUGUAUGAGAGGUGUCGAAGCGAUAAGGAAAUAUCUAAAAAGUUCUUUGCAUUUGGUCCAUUUGAUCAAUACCGUCAAACUCGGGAUGUAUUCAAGUCGCAUUUUGACUUGUAUUCAUCGAAGAUGUUCUACAAAACUCAGUGUGAAGAUGUGUCGCAUGGGUACCUCCAAACGGCUGUUAUGAAGGCACAGGAUGUUGAGAAAAGACUUUCAGAAACAAUAGAAGCCUACAUAGACACAAAAGUGAAUCUAAGUGGAGAGGAAGCUAAGCUGGAUCUUAUAAAAAACUUCACUGGUAUUCAUCCUAGUCAAAUUGGAGUUGCAACAUUGGAAGCUAACAGUAUGUUAGAUCUGUUAAAGUGCAAGAACAAUCUUCUAGAAGAUGAAGUCUUGAAGACGGCUGUGAAAGACUUUGUGGAGGGCAGGACAAGAUAUACAUUGGAUGUCACAACUAAAGCUGCCUUGUCAGUUAGAGAGGAAGUAUGCCGCGACCUAUCCUUCCUCGCGUCUAUAUCGCGCGGCGCGUUGUCCAUCGACCGCGUGCUGUACACCGCGCUGCGCCGCGAGCUGAGCGCUGCGCAGGAGGUGGUGCACUUCGCGCAUCAGUUGCGAGACCACGUGGACAGAGAGGCGGCGGCGGUGAGGGGCAGAACGAAAUCAAUGACAUCCAUAUGCCUGGAGCAUCAAACGACACACAAUCUACAAUCCGACCACAUACUGUCGGCGCUGGCUCACAUACUAGGCGGUGCGCCCGACAUGAUAACUCCCGUCAAACUGUAUACCAACCUGCAGAAAGAGAUAGAAGAACUGAGGGACGCGGUGGCGGAGUGUGUGAAGAGUAAGGAGGAUGGUUUGGAUGAGUUCAAGGACCUAGCCACCGCAAUGACAUCACACAUCUACGAUGGCUGCACUCGCCGGCCCAACGCGCACGGCACCGCGCGCACUGCGCACACACUGCGGCACGACAUGCAGCGCGUAGACGCCAGGGUGCUCGACAUCAGCGCCACCUUCAACACCGUCAAGAAUGGUGAUCAGCAAAAUCUAAGGAAACUGUGGCAAUGGUUCCUGACCGAUCCUCGCAGACUCCUAGCCGCUGUCAAAGCUAAGGGGUGAUGUUUAUUUCAAAAUAUACCCGCUUACUAAUAAAAAUAUUUCAUAACGGACAAGUUUUUCGAAGUUGAUGUCUUCGUCUGAUAGGUUGGAAAAGUCAAACAGACAGAUUUUGAAUAUGAUCCGUUGUGUAAAUAUUUUUAUUUGUAAGGUCGUAGUUCGUAGGGUGGUAGGCUUUUUUUUACAUCAUCUCUAAGAAACAGUUUGAAAACUCAUCAAUAUUAUAUCAAUAUACAACACUAGUAUCUUAUUAAAUUAUACCAUGAAAGUUAAUAUGAUUCAUGUAUGUAGAAGUACGUAAUUCUGCUUGCUUCAACACAAUCAAUUUAAUAUGAUUCUGAAUACUGUAAAUUAAAACUGUAUUUAUGCCGUGGUAAAAACUUCUCAAGUUGCAUAUUACCUUAUUGUUUUUUUUGUAAAUAAAUUAUUUUUAUUUCUAUAA
Messenger RNA from Aricia agestis (brown argus), 2208 nucleotides. RefSeq names its product augmin complex subunit dgt3 (gene dgt3). NCBI's taxonomy places the organism in Eukaryota, Metazoa, Arthropoda, Insecta, Lepidoptera, Lycaenidae. Gene Ontology annotation, cellular component: centrosome; mitotic spindle; HAUS complex. The coding region runs from base 99 to 1769 and encodes 556 amino acids. The transcript is spliced from 10 exons. The record is from RefSeq and is a predicted model, not a curated record. Gene Ontology annotation, biological process: spindle assembly; centrosome cycle.